This is a messenger RNA of Aspergillus ochraceoroseus IBT 24754, 1818 nucleotides long. RefSeq lists its product as uncharacterized. The transcript is spliced from 3 exons. Bases 1 to 1818 code for a protein of 605 amino acids. Gene Ontology annotation, cellular component: nucleus. The record is from RefSeq and is a predicted model, not a curated record. NCBI's taxonomy places the organism in Eukaryota, Fungi, Ascomycota, Eurotiomycetes, Eurotiales, Aspergillaceae. Gene Ontology annotation, molecular function: chromatin DNA binding.
AUGCCCAGGAAGCUGAGAGCUGCUGCCCAGGCUGCUGCGCAAUCAAUGAAGAAUGCCGCUCCUCCACUUCCCGAUGUUUCAGAUGAAGAAAUGGUUGAGGCCCCGCCAUCGCGUGAAUCCUCUCCCGCUGUAGUACCGGAAGAAGAAAACGAAGAAGACGAAGAAGCUGGACGAAAUUCGCCCGAGAAGGAGGACCCGGACGUUGAAUCCCAACCUGAGCCCGCCCCCGAGGAAUCCGAAGCCGCUGCUACACCCGUCCCAGCAGCAGAGUCGAACCCCCCUUCACGUGGAGAUACGCCCUCGCGAAUUGGCCCAGGUCGCUUCUCAGCCAUUCCGCGCAAACGGCGCAUCGGGCGUCCGCCCAAGAAUCGACCUCCAGACUGGGAUCUUCCAGAUGAUGGAUCCGCGCCGCCGCCGAUUCAUGUGAGCACGCCAGUGAGGCGGAAGCGUGGACGGCCUGCGGCUAGUGGUGGGCGCUGGGCGAGAAACCGCGGUCCGUCACAUGUAACCCAGGUGCCGAUUGAUAAGGAGGGGAAUAUGCUGGAUGUGAUUGAUGAUGAAGUGGCUCUUCCCGAUGAUCUGGAGGGAGAGACGAAGGUUGAUAAGAAUGGUGUUCUCAAGGGUGAUAGGGAGUAUCGGGUCCGGACGUUUACGAUUCUCAAUCGCGGGCAGCGGCAUUAUAUGUUGUCUACCGAACCGGCGCGUUGUAUUGGGUUCAGGGACUCAUAUCUGUUUUUCCAGAAGCAUAAGCUUCUUUACAAGAUUAUUAUCGACGAUGACGCGAAGCGCGACUUGAUUGAGCGAGAGAUUAUUCCUCAUUCCUACAAGGGUCGAGCCAUUGGUGUUGUCACGGCCCGGUCUGUGUUCAGAGAGUUUGGUGCCAAGAUUAUUGUUGGGGGUAGGAAAAUCGUCGAUGAUUACGAUAUCAAGGCCGCUAGGGAGCGUGGCGAUGUUGAGGGUGAGCUUGCGGUUCCGGAGGACAGGCUGCCCCUUCCAGGAGAGCCAUACAACAAGAACCAGUAUGUGGCCUGGCAUGGAGCCAGCAGCGUUUAUCAUACGAGCACGCCUUCUGUUCCUCUACCGACCGGUAAGGCGGUGGACUCCAAGAAGCGAAAGGUCACAGUCACCGGCGAUAACUGGAUGCUUGAACACGCUCGUGAAGCUACCAAUUUUAACUCGGCAAUUCUCCAUGCUCGGCGCCAAACCCUGGACGGUAUCUAUGAUAUUCACACCAAUAUCAUGCAGUACCCCAAGAUCAUGCAACCUACACAUGCUCGAUGGGAGCGACUACCACCUCCUGACCCGCGGACUACCGCCAAGCUAGCCCAGGAAAUGUCCACCCUUACAUUGACAAAUGGCACAAGCAAUGGGAAUUCCGAGGCAGAAGGCGAGACGCCUGUUGAGCAUGUUGACGUUGACAAGCCAGAAGAAGAAGAAGAAGAAGAAGAAGAAGAAGACGAAGAAGAAGAAGAAGAAGAGACAAGCAACGCCUCCAUCUUCUCAUCCAUUCCAGCUGCCUUCUCGCGCCGAUUUGCCAUCCACGAUCUUCAUUUUGAAAGCCCUCCAUACUCCAAUAUGGGCGUGCCUGGCCCAGACGGAGAUGUUUACGAUCUCGGCACAAACGGGUUCACCAGCGCCUCCAACCCCAAGUACCCGGAGUUCGUGAGCCCCGAGGUCCUGGAAGAGCUACCAGCUGAGUGCAAGGAAGCCCUCAUAGACGCCGCAUCACAAGAAUGGGAAUGGAAAUCCAGGUGGCGUAGUGAGGUCGCUGACGGCGCUCGCACCGCUCCGCUUAAGAGUUAUGCCUGGUUUCCUUAA